ACAAAACAAACCAGAGAGGACGACGGCGUGGAUUGAGAAGAAAUGACAUGAAGUUUUCCUAAAGACGGAUAAAAUUGGAAUUACAACCUUUUUUGUACUAGUAUAUGGGUAGUUUAAAGACAACAGUCAAGUGAGGAGGACAACUCAGCCACACUUUAACGUGCUGCUAAAGCCUCCAUAUUGAAAACAAGAACUCUUUUUUUAAAUUUUUUUUUUAUGCUUAAAAUCAAAUUUCCUCCAGAGAUUGACGAAAAGAUAGGGCGACUGAGACAGGGGAGGUGGCAGAAAAGUUUCCGUCAAGGAACUGAAGAUCUGUGCUCUGCAAUGCCUCUGCCCAGCAUUAGCGGAAUGGAUACUCCCUUUGGGGAUGCCUAUCAAAACUGCUCUUUUACUGACCAGGCACUGACCAGCACAGACAUGUUGGCUAACAGUUCUGACCCAGAUUUCAUGUAUGAACUGGAUCGGGACAUGACUUGUCGCCAGAGCCCUAGAGGAGAUAUUUUCACAGUUGGAGACUGCAAAGACUCGGACUGCAUGGAUCAUCUACCUGAGCUGGUAGACAACGACCCUGCUUAUUGCUCAAACUUUGAGCAGUGGGACACAUACUGGGAGGACUUGACUAAAUACACUCGCCUCACCAGUUGUGAUAUCUGGGGCACCAAGGAAGUUGAUUUCUUGGGCCUUGAUGACUUUUCCAGCCCUUACCAGGACGAGGAGGUGAUAGGUCGGACACCGACCCUGGCCCAGCUCAACAGUGAGGACUCGCAGCCAGUUUGUGACACUCUUUACCAUCCGGACUUGCUGGUGGGUCAAAAGCAGCUUUUGUUUCCACCUCCCACCGUGGCCAAGAAGACCAACAAACUCAGCAGCUCUGCAACCAGCGCCUCAUCGAGUCGCAACCCUCUGCCGGACUUCCCCGAGGGAUCCCAGAAAGCUACCUGGCCUGUUCCCUCCAGCACUGACACAAUGGCCAAGGCCCAGCUUCAGGGCCCUAGCAAAGCCUCGCUCGCACUUCUGGACAACAUGGAUUACGUGCGCAAAGCCAAGGUUCGCAUCAGCGUACCACGAAAGCCUAUAGUAGAGAGAUCCACCCAGAUUAGCGUUUCUGCCUCUCCUCUUAUCCAGGAGCAUGAGUCGUCAGCUUCGCAGGUCAGCGAGGACCCGGCCGUCGUCGCUGCUAACACGGCAUCCUCCAUUAGCUGCGAAAAGAGAGUGGAGACUCCUAAACGAGAGGUACCGACUUGUCCUGGUCCAGAAAUAGGGACCCUGAGGACGGUGCCACACAAACUGCACUUCCCUGCAGCUGCCGGCAGUGAAACCUUGCUCACCGUGAGUGCCCUUGGAUCCGACGUGUCUGCCGCUGACAAAAAGAAGGAGGAAGAGCACAACUACUCGUUAUUCUUAACCAGGGCCAGGCUGGCAGGGAAGGCGACUGCUGACAUGGAAGAGGAGGAAGAAGAGGAGGAAGAAGAGGAAGAAGAAGAGGAGGAGGCAGAGGCAGAGGCAGAGGGAUUGGAUCUAGAUGAUGAAGACCAUGAUGAAGGGUUUGGCAGUGAACAUGAGCUCUCGGAGAAUGAAGAGGAGGAGGAGGAGGAGGAGGAGGAGGAGGAGGAUGAUGAGGACUAUGAGGGUGACAAAGAUGACUACGUUAGUGAUGCAUUCUCAGAGCCAGGAUGUGACACUGAUAUGGGUGAUGAUGUCCAAGGCCUGACGGCUGGAAUUUCCAGGAAGAGGGGAAAGCGUCGAUACUUUUGGGAGUAUAGCGAGCAGCUCAUCCCAUCCAAACAGGAGCGCAUGCUGAAACCCUCCGAAUGGGACAGAGACACGCUUCCCAGCAACAUGUACCAAAAGAAUGGCCUGCACCAUGGAAAAUACACAAUGAAGAAGUCACGGCGGACGGAUGUGGAAGAUCUUACUCCAAACCCUCGAAAGCUGCUUCAGAUUGGCAAUGAACUCCGAAAACUCAAUAAAGUCAUUAGUGACCUGACGCCGGUUAGUGAGUUACCCCUAACCGCUCGGCCUCGGUCUCGAAAGGAGAAGAACAAGCUUGCAUCCAGGGCCUGCAGGCUGAAAAAGAAAGCGCAGUAUGAAGCCAACAAAGUCAAGUUAUGGGGCCUUGGAACUGAAUAUGAUCGUUUGCUGUUUGUGAUCAAUGCAAUCAAAGAAGAGAUCGUCAGCAGAGUACAGGAUAUCUCGCAUGACAAAGGAACAAGCAUGACAGAGAAGCUGGAUAAACUCAUUGAGGAUACCUUGGUGCAGCCACCAGUGGCCGGCCAGACUUCAGACUUUGUGAAUCAGAUCCUGGAGAGCACUGGGAAAGGAGAUCCCACCGGAGGGCUGGUGGGGUUGCGUGUGCCCACGUCGAAGGUGUAGAGUCACGCCGACUGGCACCUCGGAGCCAUCCACGCCAUUCUUGUCCCACACUGUAACGGCCCAACACUCUGCAUGCCCAUUUCACUUGGAGACGCAUCCUCACAUUUAAAGUGAAUACACGCAUACGGUACCCGCUUGUCCGUGCAUACGUAUGUGUAUAUUCACCUCGUGCGCACCAAUGGAAAUGAAACUAGUAGUUAACCUUUGCACUCAGUAGUCCGUUUCCUACCAUGUGUGCAUGUGGCUGGUAUCGAUCAACAGGCUGCCAUGUUGCAAAUAUUAAAAGCCAAUAUAUGAGAUACCUCCACCAAAUGAGAAAAAGAGAGAGAAAAGAGCUAAACGAUGAGCACCAGUUCUUGCUGUAGCCAUUUUCCUCUUGCGUCCAGCUAAAUCUGUCAAAUGCCCAUUGAGAGUUUUGGGAAGCAGAGGCACACUCUGCAGAGAAACUACGAAGGCAUUAGAUUCUUUGAUUUAGCGGUCAAAAAAGUGUAAAUGCAGACUUUCCGAGUUUUUGAACAUGGCGUGUACGAUUUCACCCUUGUUAGGCCUACUUUAUACACUUAUUAAUCUCUCAACUGAGGGCAUAAGUGUCCAGGAGAAUUCCUGUUCGAACCAAUUGCUUGACGAUCAAUUGAGAAGGAACACAAAUACCGAUGUUUAACGCAAAGUUACUGAUGUUCGGUGUAUAUAUGUAGAACAGGGAUGUUUCAAGAGAGUAGCAUGUGAGGAAGUGGGCCUCAAAUGCCCUUUCCCACAGAUUUGCGAUCGUCUCAGGUUGGUAGGAGAGAGAGUGUGUGAGGGUUUAUUUUUUUCUUUUCUUCUUCUUUCUUUGACUUGAGCAGAUGGUCAGUUAAAUCCCUUAUUGUAAAUAGGCAGAUCGAUUGAUUAUCCACUGGUGAAAUCUUUUCCUUUCUACAUUUUGGUUGAAGUGCCCUCACGUCAAAUCACCUUUGAUGUUGUUUUGCAAAUUCUCAGCGAAAGAGGCUUAAAAAGCUGAAUCCCAGACUGGGUUUUGUUUAUAUUUGUACUUUAUACAAGUAAGAUUCAUUGUGCCUUGUAAUCGGGGAGUUGAGGAAAAAUAAAACUCAAUAGAGAGUGUAAAUGGACCAUUUUGCAGAAAGCAAGAAGUCGAAGCUCUUUAAAGAUACUCUGAAUGUACAUAGGAACAUGGAGAAUAUAGAUAUAUGCCACAGAGUCUGUGCUUUGUAUCAUAAGAUGGCUCUGGCAAAUGUACUUUUUUCGGUACUUGGUUUAAGAGGGGAGGGAGGGGGGGGGUGGGAUGUGUCAUAAUAUAAGAAAUAUUC
Messenger RNA from Sinocyclocheilus rhinocerous, 3677 nucleotides. Its product is annotated as CREB3 regulatory factor-like. The transcript has 9 exons. Gene Ontology annotation, biological process: response to unfolded protein; regulation of transcription by RNA polymerase II. Gene Ontology annotation, cellular component: nucleus. NCBI's taxonomy places the organism in Eukaryota, Metazoa, Chordata, Actinopteri, Cypriniformes, Cyprinidae. The record is from RefSeq and is a predicted model, not a curated record. The coding region runs from base 217 to 2373 and encodes 718 amino acids. Gene Ontology annotation, molecular function: DNA-binding transcription factor activity, RNA polymerase II-specific; RNA polymerase II transcription regulatory region sequence-specific DNA binding.